GCACAGGCUCUCUUCCUUCAGGAUCCUUUGGGGCGCGUCUGGGAUCGGAUGCCAGCCGACCUGGAGACUGUGGGGUGGUUGCAGCUUCAGGUCGACCACACCCGCCUGCCUGCGGAUCCACUGCUCAGGGGUGCACCUCCGGAUAACCCUUUCGCGGCACAGGACACCACUUCCACUACUACCGAGAUGUUGCCGCUCGUGUCCCAGGGAUCGCAGGUUAUCUUCGUGCUGACGGGCUGUGGAGCUACUGUGCGUUCUCAGCCGCAGAGCAUUGCCACGGUGAAUGUGCAGCAAAAUGUGCAGGAGCUGGUGCAGGCUCACGUACUGCAAGGCACGAUUCCGCCAGGAGCCAGGUUACAGCUUGUCUCUGCCUGCCCCAUGUCGCGCAUCGCCGGGGUCACCAUU
Symbiodinium sp. CCMP2592 is the source of this 405-nucleotide messenger RNA. The record is from the annotation of a GenBank genome assembly. Lineage: Eukaryota; Dinophyceae; Suessiales; Symbiodiniaceae.